CGUAAUAUCAGCACCUUCUGUUGAUAUAUUCAAAACGAGAUUGAGCCUCAACAUUAUUACGAACUUCAAGGAUUAAUAUAGGUCGAUAGACCUCCUGUUCUUAUUUCUGAAGACUGAAAAUUUGUUUAUUGAUAACGGAUGUAGAAACACUGAACGGCCUUUUCGUGCGGAAUUUUGGGAUGUUAGGAUGAACGUUGGUGCAGAUUUCCCUUCCGCUGAGUCUGUGGAUUUCUCUUGUAAGUUUAAGCUUAAUUUUAAUGCCUCAAGAUAUCGUAUUCCGGAUAUUUUUAUGGGCCGCAACUUCCAACAUAUUCAUCCACGUAGUUGCUUCUCUUGUAGCAUUUUACAAUUUGAAGGCACAUAAAUCCUCUAGGAUAUGUGCUCCUAUCUUCAUACUUGUCAUGGGGGUUUUAAACACGAUAUCAUUCAUGUUAAUUACAAGUAUUGUGGUUGCGGGUGUGUAUAAGGCUACGGGGAUCACAUUCAACGAGAUACAUGCUGUGGCGUCCGGAGUUGCUCAGACACUUUUAUUGUUUCUUUUCUCUGCUACGCGCAUUCCAUCCACGCUAUAGUUGCGAAUACUGAAGUUUUGAACUCGUGUUUCGUUUUAUACGGACGAAUCCGCUAACCACUCUUACUAUUAUAUUCUGGUCUAAAUAAAUUCUUUUCUACAUUUUUUGGAUUUUCGUAAUUGUAUAACGCUUAGAGUUUGACGCUAGUGUAGUGCGGCAUUAUAGGCGUUAUAAUUAUAAUAUGCAGCUGAAAUUAGUAAUCCUAUAUCAUAAACUGCUACCCACCCACUUAAGCCUAUUUCCCUUGAUCACCUAGUUGAAGUCCGCGUGAUCUUCGUAACCAAUGCUUAAAACUUCGAAUGACGUUGCUCUAGAUCGUUUUCAACAGAAAAAAUGUAUCUGUCCAUUGUUUUCUGCAAGAUUUUAGGCAUCUGAAUUCCCCACACAUUUUCAUGCGUUUUUUCCACUAAUUUGUAUUUUCAUGCAUCGUAUCUUCGAUGUGUAAUUUUUUCAAACAGCAUUCAUACUGUUACUGACUCUGCCACUCUGGAAUUCGCCCUAACACUGCUAAUAGAGUAUGGUAACUCGAGUCGAUGUACACAAGUACCAGGUUCCACGUUUCAACCGACCGACCAGUGAUUUCUAAUUAACUCUUCUCAGUUCUUUAUUUCAGUUGUUGCUAACUGCUACUCAUCAUUUUGACGUCUAUAUCCGAUCCCCAGGACCUUGUUUUCUUUUGUCUGUCAUAUCGUUUUCUCUUGAAGACUCAGUCAGUACUUGCUCUGUAAUGCAGUCUAAUGGUCUAGGUAGAGUGUGUACUAUCCACCUUCAGCGCCUCUUAAUUUUCUCAUCUGGAAACUAGUUUGUUCUCUGCUGCAGUAGAUUAUUGCUGAUGGUGUCCGAUCCAUGAACCUGGAGUAUCUUGCAUGGAGAGCUGUUCACAAACACCUGUUUUUCUGGUGAGAGUUGUCCAAAACCCGAGAAAGAUAGACUCGCGAGGAGCAGGCGGGCUUUCGUUCUGGUCGAGGAUGUAUUGAUCACAUCUUCACUCUCCGCUAAAUGUUUGAACACCGUCAUACUUAUCACAAGCCAACAGUCAUAAUGUUUCUCGACAUUAGGACUUCCUUCGACUCGUUGGACAGGACUGUUCUCUGGGAUUGUCUAUUGGGCACCCGGGCAGUAUCACAGCCCUCACACACAUCGAAUGGGAUUUGUGUGGCGCAUAUGUAUUUGGUGCCUCCUUGUACCAAUGUCUGUGUGUUAAAAUAAAUAAAUCAAUUGAAGAAGAGUGUACCUGAGAAGUUUAUUAACAUCCUAAAAGCCCUAUAUACAAACACCUCAGGUAGGGUGAGGGCAUACAACCAUCUCUUUCCAUUGUUUCAUUUAGCAAGUGGGGUUAGACAGGGUUGCCCAACCUCACCAUUCCUCUCCAACUUUGCUAUCGAUGAUGUUCUGAAAACAGCUCUGAUGGAUGUAAGUAAUUGAGAGCCAGGGUGGUUUAUGCUAAUCUGGUCCAUCUUCGUAACCUUCGUGAUGUUACUUUGGUUGUAAAAGGUUGGAUCUACAACGCGUUUGCGGGAUAAGUCUUGCUCUGUGCUUGCGGAACCUGGCCUCUCCGAGUUGAGGAUAUCAUUCACAACUCCCUGGUUGGGGCCCUAGAAAUGGUGCAACACAGUGGCUAGAGACGUUAUCAGACAUGGCUCAGAAUAGGAGCCAGUGGCGAUCCUACUGUAACUUUGUUUUACUUUAUAAAAAAGUGAACGUAACUUCUUUAACAGGAAGGAUUAUCUUUGGCUGUACUUUUGCUAGUUGAACUGCCCCUUUCAUUAUUAUUAUUUCACCCUCAUACACUUAUGUUCGUUUUUGUUCUACUUUGUAUUCUCUAUCUCUUCAUGUUCUCUUUGUUGUUGUGUGGUGCUUAUUUAUUUGGUGACCCCUUGUACCAAUAUUUAUGUGUUCAAAUAAAUGAGUCCUCCAAGUCUCAGCUUCCCAAAAAUGAAUUUUUACGUCGGUAUUCAAAAUUGUGACUUUGAUAUUGGUUGACAGAUAAUUGUUUUAAGUUCCAUAUGUUCGUCAAAUGUGGGAACGCUGCCGUUGCUUUAAAAAUCCUUACCUUUGCGUCUGCAUCAGAUCCUCCUCGUUCGUCGACGAUGAUGCUGUCUAGAUAUUGAAUACGAGAGUAAUUAUAUCAAUAAUUCAGACAAAUCACCAAUGAUACCUUUUAUGAAUUAUCAGCGUUUGUUUGUUGGUCUACUACCUUCGUCGUAUUUAAGAUCUAGCUAUCAUCGAAUGCUAAGAAGAGUUAUCUAUUUGUGCAUCGGUAUCACACUUCUAUUAUUUUUAUGUAGGCUACUUCAAUGUAAUCAUGACAAUAAAUUUACAGGUCGUGUAUCUAUAUCCCCGGACCCUUGGAGUAAAACACGUUUUACACAUAUAAGUGAUAACGGUAAUAUUAAUUAUCAUCAUAGUAAUAAUAAAAUUAAACAACAAAUAGCAGGAGUAGCAACGACCAAAACCAACUAUGUAUAUGGUGUUGUGUUCGACGCUGGAAGCACUGGAAGCCGUGUUCACAUAUUCAAACUAGUUCAUAAUCCCUUAGAUCCUUUCAAACCGUUUAAACUAUUGGAUGAUAAAUAUCAUCAUGUUCAACCUGGUUUAUCUUCAUAUGCGGAAAAACCAGAGGAGGCAGCAUUAAGUUUAACGAAAUUAAUUAAUAUUGCUGAAACUAGUCUUCCUGUUGAUGUGUGUCGUAAUACUCCAGUUAUUUUAAGAGCUACUGCUGGUCUUCGUCUAAUUUCUGCGCAUAAAGCAGAGAAUAUUUUAAAAGCUGUAUGUUUUUGUUGUUUAAUGUAUUAUUUAUUUUUAUCUGAAGGGGUUUUUUGUGAAGAUUGUAGUAAUUUAAUAGUUGGGUUUAUGAGUCAAUUGAAGCUAGACCAUCAUCGAAAACCUGGAAGCACUGGACGGUUCGAAUCUCACGAGGUGGGAUCGUGGAUGCGCACUGCUAAGGAGGAGUCCCGUAAUAGGACGAAAUGGUCGUCCAGUGCUUCCAGGUUUUCCAUGGUGGUCUAGCUUCAAUUGACUCAUGCUUUCAACUAGUGAAAUAUAUUGAAAAUGCCAAAUUUGACAUCGAAUCAAUCUUAAUUAUUACAUAACACGCCAUUUGUAAUGUUAAGAGUAGUUACAUAUAAAGGGCAAGAGAUAUUACAUGUUAAAAGGUGGUAAGUUCGAAUCAGUGGAUUAAAAUGGUUUUUAAAAACAAGUUCUAAUACAAGAUAAGAAUUGAAGAUAAAAGGAUGACAUGGAAGAGAGUGCAAAUCACAGUGAAGCGGAGUAAGAUUUUUGUAUACUAAUAAAAUUGGAACUGAAAAUGAGAUAACAAGUUGAAUGUAUUUUUUCGCGAUGCGUAGGCUAGGUUUGCUCGAGUUGAUACCAAGUGCUUCAGCUAUAUAGGGUACGACAUAGAUUAUCUCAAACUUGUUUUAAACAAUUACCUAACGCUGUAACUAUUAUGGAUGGAUUUUAUGAAGGUCUAUAUUUAUGGUUGACAUUAAACUUUCUCAAUAAUCGUUUAUCAAAUGGAAAAGCACAAAAGAAUCAUGCAGUGAUUGAAAAUUCACUUACACAAACAAUUGGCACAUUAGAUCUAGGUGGAGGUUCUACACAAAUCACAUUUAUUCCCACUGAGUUAAAUACCCUCAACAAUGCACCUGAUAAUUUUAUUACAUAUUUUGACGUACAAAAUAGUAAUGAUAAACCGAAACAAAAGGUAUUGUUGUACAUUUUAUUGUGUUGUUAUUUGUUCACAUAAAUUUGUGAUUCAGUAUCUAAUUGACUGAAAUCUAUUUCACUUACAUUUUGGGUUUGAUUAAAUGGAUAUAAUUACUGUUACCUUUAGAUUAACUACUAUGAAGCUUAGUACUUUGUCAUGAACAUCUAGUUAGCUAGUGAAUUGUACGUUUAAGUUACAACUGUUGGUUAUUAUAAGUACCGAUUCAUAUGAUAAGAAGCAGCACUUAUCUAUUUUAUGCAGUGAAGUUGAUUAUCUGAAUUGUAUUCAAAUUAUAAAUUCACUUGGUGUUAUUUUACUUGUAUCUUUUCACUGUUAUUUAGGACUCCAGUUGAUCAGUCUCAUGUUGGCAUAUGUGUAUCCACUGCGAAUUGCCUCGAUAUAGCCUUAAGUCAUAAGCUUUUUAAGCAAAGAUGGAUAAUGGUUAGCAGUGGAAUCCUGGGAUGCAGGUACAUCCGGCCGACGAGUCCCAAAUAGGACAAAACACACGUCGUGGAUUCCAUUGCUAGCCACUUUUGAGGCUAUGCCAUAGAAUAGAUUUGCAAACAGCCUUUAACUUUUUCACUGUAGUCAUAUCAUGGGUACAUUAUAGUUUAAAAACGCGUCUUUUCAUCUUAUCUGUGCAUGGUCAGUAAAUUAUGUUUUUUUAAUAUGUCUAUAACUUAUUUAAGUAACCAAAUAAUAUAUUCCAUUCUAGAUCAAAUAUAAUAGAUGUAUACCUUACAGUAAUCGGUCAUUUCGUAGAAACCUAAAUCAUGUUAUUCAAUCCCUAGUGUUAGUCGGUUUUUAUCAAUGUGUGCUAGACGAAAUAUCGAUCGGCAUAAAAACUGGAUCCAGGACUUACUAUUAUUGAUUUCCUCCAACUACUUAUCAUCAAAUAAUUACACUACAAUGUCAAAUCACAUAACCUAGUAGUUUUGUGAUUAAAUUGCGGUAUUCUACAGGUUUGGAUCAGGGCUAGAGAUGAGAUAGUAUGAUACCAUAGUUACUGCCAUUACGAUGGAUUAGAGUGAGCCUCCCAACUCUCUAUGGGGUUAUUUUUACAUGUAUAGCCUGAUGCUGACGGCUUAGUGCCAACUGUUAUGAAACCAGUCUUAUGGUCUCCUACAGAUUGUCCUUAACUAUUCAGUAGUAGUGUGGGUAGUUAUUCACACUUUAAUUUUUUCUUCUUACAGAUCUAUUCACAUAGUUACUUAGGCCUAGGACUAAUGUCUGCACGUUAUUCAAUGUUAUAUAAUGCAACUGAACAUUUCAAGUUAAUUACUGAAGGAAAGAAAGAGUUUUUUCAUCCUUGCUGGCCUAAUAAUGUAACUCUUAAAUGGAAUCACGCCGGUAAAGAUUGGCAAAUCAGUCGUAUGAAUCAUUCAAUGUCUAAAUCUUUAUUAUCAUUUAUUAAAAAAAAAUCAAUUUAUCAUCAUCAAGCAGCAAUUGAACCGGUCAAUGUUAAUGCUAAUAAUAUUGAUAAUGAUCAUCUAAUGUUGUGCUAUGCUUUAGCAGUGAAUGUAUUACAAAAUCCUGUUGAAGGUGAUAUAAAUGUUAUCAGAUAUCCACCAAACAAUAAUAUUGUUCAUCAACCAGUGGAAGUGAAAACACGUGAAUUUUAUGCAUUUUCAUAUUAUUUCGAUUUAGCUGUUAGUGUUGGUUUAAUACAUGAAAAUACUGGUGGAUUUCUUACAGUCAAUGAUUUCCAAAAUGCUGCUGAACGAGGUAGGUAUUUUUCUUCUUGGCUUUUUUUUCAACAAAAAAUUUAUUUUUGUUUUGUAUCCCAUAUCACCAUUGUGUUCGAAAAGUUUAAGUUUUAACCAUUACGUAACUAAUGGUUACUCUGGUUGUCAGAAAGGGCAUCAACCUCGUGACUUCCGAAGGAGACCGGUUUUCAUCAUGAGGCGUCAUAACUCAUCUAAAUGAAGACCUUCUAACUCCCAGGACAUAGAUUAAAUGGUUUGAAUUAUUUUUUCUGGUUUGUGUUUUUUUAACGAGUUACUUUUCUACGGGAUGUGGUCGCUAACCUCAUGCUCAACUCUCUUCCUUUAUCCUGGCUUUGGACCGGAAAUUAAGUGUAGAAGUAACGGAGGUGGUUGCUUCGACUAUGCGACUCCGUAGAAUAAUCUCUUUUCAAAUGAACACUUAUUGACAUAUCACAACUUCCCAAAAAGCUAAACUAAUUAAUUACUGACUAAUGUGAUUACCAAACAUUAUCAAGAUAGAAGCCAAGAACAAUCGUUCUCUAGUUUUAUAUUAUUGUGAAACAUAGAUGAACGAACGGUUUUAUUAAAAAUACCAGGUGAUCAUUGAUAGUAUGUCAGGUAUAUUCAAACCUUAAAAAUGUUUCUUAUUACAAUUUAUUUAUUUAUUUAAACGCAUAAACAUUGGUACAAGGAGGCAACAAAUAGAUAUACGCCAUAUAAAUAAUUCAGUUUAUGGUUUUCUUAGGGGGCCACACCCCGAGCCUUCGACCUAAAGGUUUGAUUCACAAGGCAGUGGAGCAACGUUAGGAUAUGCAGCCAAAAUUAAGUUCAUACGUCUUUUGUUCCUUCAGGAUACUGGAGCCCAUGUACACCAUUGGUUUGGAAUUAGAGUUUCCCAACUCACCUAGGUGAACUCUGUUUCCACCAACCCGGUUGCAGCACUGGACAUCUGCUUUUCGUCCUCUCAACUUCGCAAACAAUAGUAAUGCCACAAGAAGGUAGUGAGUAGGACUUCCCUGGCAGUGGCUGUAUACGCGUGGCCAUGUGAGAGCAUUUGAAGAGGGAUUACUGACUCUCACCACUCUCGGCUGUACCAGGGUAUUACUGAUAUCCAUUAUUUAUUGGUGAUACUAAGAUUUUCCUAACACUCAGUCAUCAUCGUUAACAGUUAUCAUCUUGUGAACGUGAUGAAUACAACUGUACACAUUUUCCUUGUUGUAAAAGCCCAGAAGUUACUUAAGAUUAACCUCUGUUACUUCAGGUUUCAAUGCCACUUUAUUGAAUAUGAUCCUGCAUGAAAAUUCUUACUCUUAAAUCCAAGUUCAUUUCCAGAAAAAGGAUAAUGAACAUUUUUAUACUUAAGAUUUUCUAGAUCAUAAAAUACUUCCUUUGUCACCAACGAGUUGAGUUCAGUGAAUGUUGAAGUUUUCCAACAUUCAUUUAUAGUAUAUUCAGCUUGAUAGUUUAUUAUUUCCAUCUCAAGACCAUAAUUAGCAAUCUCGUUGAUCCCCCAAAUGCCAUGGUACGACCGAGGGUGAGGAUAGUUCGUUCUCCCUCUCGAAAUGCUCUCACAUGGCCACAUGCAUACAACCACUCCCAGGGAAGUCCUACUCACUGCAUUCUCGCGGCAUUACUGUUAUUCACAAAAUUGAGAGGACAAAAAGCGAAUGUUCGGUGCUUUAACAGGCGGAUAUGGAGAAUCCACUUCGGGGAGUUGAAAAUCCCUGAUUUCAAACCAAUGGCGCACAUGAGCUGCCGGAUUCUGAAGGAACAAAUGGGCAUGAACGAAUCAUUGGUCACCGGCUACCAUGUGAUUGCAUCUCCUUACGUUGCUCCACUGCCUUGUGGAUCAGAACUUUUGGUCGAAGGCUUCGGGUGUGGCCUCCUAAGAAAACCACCUGCAUCGGUUUUGGCACCCGGACAGCAUCACAGUCUAUAUGCAAAUCAAGUAAUUUGUGUUGUGCAUAUGUAUUUGGUGUCCCCUUGUACCGAUAUUUAUGUGUUCAAAUAAAUAAAUAAAACCCUUCUUGAUUCUUGAAAUUCGACAAACAUAUUUAGUAGACUCUAGCUAGACCAUUAUCAAUAUUGAAAAAUGUGUGUAAUCAUGUGCCUUAAGUCACUUGAAUUUCCGAUUAGCUUUGAUUUCGAGCUUUAUUCAUUACAUUUUCGAUCACUGAAGUAAAGUUACAAUCCCAUCUCUUUAUAAGAGUCUAAAUGCUCAAUAUUAGUGUCUUUUACCAUCGUGUCACUAUAUUGCUUCAAAUCUCUAUGACAGUAUGGAUUUCUUCAAAAUUACAAAUGAUGUUCUUUAUUGACUAAUAGUAUCAGUUGAUUAUACAGUGGUUUUGAGUGCUGUUAGAGGUAUGAGGGCGGUUAUCACUUGCCGGUUGCCCACACCGUGGAAGGGUUCUUCUGGGGGUACGUGAAAAGGGAAUCGGGUUAGAAGUGGUCUUAGUGACCUGGGAGCGUGACCACAGUGCCCAAGGGACAACUGCUUGAGGUCAGUCACACACGACCUUUUUAUGGGUAAUUUUUGUGUUAGCUUCGUACUUGUUGGGACUUUACCGCCGGAGACGGAUAUCCGUGGGAUAAGGCGAGGUGUGCAUUUUUAGGGUCGACCUUUUCUAACUCCACCCCUCCUUGUGGGAAGGUAGCAUCGCUGUCAUGCUGGUUGUCUGAAGGAAACACCUUACUGCUUUCACACCUCUGUACAGUCAGCAGUACGACUUCGCCUUCGGACCUUGGGUUUGUUGCUUUUAGUCUUACCGCUCUUCAACCGACCUUUCUGACGUGGUAGGAUCUUGAGGAACAGUUGUUCCAGUCAGUAUAGCUCGGUUGCUUCAUCACGAUAGGCAAGCCCGACCACCACGUCGAGGUAGCAACAACGGUCGGGACUAAUAGUACCAACUAGCUACAAAGAUUAUUUUUACUCUUUCCUAUCCAAUUUCUUCAACCAUAUAUCUGUUUGUUUUCUUUAAGAAUACUUAAAUAUUCUUUUGUAAAUAUCAAGUCAACUAGCCUAUGUUUGUUUAAUUCAAUGAUCAUUCUACAUUUAGUUUUAAGGCUAAUCGAUUGAAAUUAAUUAUAGUACAAUAGUAUACACCCUUGUUUAAAUAUUCCAUAUACGAGUGUGUGAAAUUUCAUUCCAGCAAAAUUGAUUAUUUUAUGCGAAUUGUAGAGAGAGAGAGACCACUAAAUUACAUUUCAAUGGUGUUUAGUUAAAAUCAUCUUAGAGUUUUCUUUCUUUCGUUUAAUUAACUGAUAAAAGUAAGGUUAAUUGAUCCUUCGAAACUAAUUGGUUAAUUCACACAUAAAGCUUACGCGUGUAAAUAAUUUACUUCUAUGAAGUGUUGCUAAUGCGUUUGUUAUCAAUAUAGGGAUUUGUGAAGAGAUUGUAGUAUUUUCAUAGUUGACACUACGAGUCGAUCUAAACUAGAUCGUUGUUGAUAACCUGAAGACACUGAACGACCAGAUGGUGGUUGGGGCUAGUCGACAGAAAACCCUAGACCCGGGUUUUGUUCUACUUGGCACUCAUCAGCAAGGUGUACCUGUAAUCUUGAGGGAACUGGUGCUCCCUGACGGAACGACCGUUUUUUCUUAGUGUGGAACUUCUGAUCAAUGCGUAUCUACGAUCCCACACGCAAGACUCGAACACAGGGCUUUCGGUUUCGCGCGCGAACACUUAACGUCUAGAUCACUGAGCCGGCAUCCAGUGGUGUUAAUGUCUAACUUCAAUCAAUCCAUGACCUUGUUCAACUUUUCAUCGAUUGCCUGAGGUAGAUAACUAUUUCACACCUGACAUGGAGUCUCAUACUAGCACAAAACGGCCGUCCAGUGUUUCUGUGUUUUCAAUGGUGGUCUAUCUUAGAUCAAAUUGUGAUUUUAACUAUGAUAAUUCAUUUGUUACUGGUACAUGCUGGGGAAUAUCAAAGAAGAUUUCAUACAAUUGAUUCUAUUUAUGAUGAAUAAGUAUAAAAUCGGAACAACAUUUAAAGCGGAAUAAUAUGAAUUUAUUUUAUUUCGUAGUUUCUCGACAGUUGUUUACAACCGCAUUAGUUUUAAAGUGUGUAACGUUGGAGUAUAAUGUCAUGAUAUAACAGUAUGAAUCGUUGCAUAUAUUUCUCUCAGGUCCUAAGUGUUGAUAAUGAUAGAGAGGCUGACUAAUUUGGACAGUAUUUCAUUGUUCUUUCAUCAUGGAUAAGUUAAAAUGUUCUUUUGUAAUGGUAUAGCCAGUUCCCUUGUUCAAUUUUCGUGAAGUACAAAAACAAUAAGUGAAUAGAUUUCAUCAUUUCACAUAAAAUACAAUCAUCGACAUAUUCACCAAUUUGUAUAAUUAAAUAAAAUGUAAUUUUGUUGUAUAACAUGCAUAUAAAUCAUUUAAAUCAUUAGUAUAUAGUGAUUGAUUAUUCGUGUUUACUGUUUAUCAAUGAUUGAAAUAAGUGAAAGCGAUCAUGAUGUAACCGACCACAUAAAGCG
This is a messenger RNA of Schistosoma haematobium, 10463 nucleotides long. Its product is annotated as Ectonucleoside triphosphate diphosphohydrolase 5, variant 2. The transcript has 10 exons. Gene Ontology annotation, molecular function: UDP phosphatase activity; GDP phosphatase activity. Gene Ontology annotation, biological process: nucleoside diphosphate catabolic process. Gene Ontology annotation, cellular component: membrane. The record is from RefSeq and is a predicted model, not a curated record. NCBI's taxonomy places the organism in Eukaryota, Metazoa, Platyhelminthes, Trematoda, Strigeidida, Schistosomatidae. Bases 2724 to 3581 code for a protein of 285 amino acids.